UUAACCCUUUGCUCUUUGGCUCCUGCAGUUCCAGAGACCUUUCUAACUCCUCCCCUCACCACACCCCACCGAAAUCUGGCAGGGGGUAGAUAGUGGUGAAUGGGGAGGGAUCAUACAGGGCAGUCCAUAUUUCUGUGCACCAAGUCAGAGGACUGUGCAGACAGAGCCUGAGAGACAACCCCAUCACCUGAGAGAGAACCUGACAGUCAUGGACAGUCUCCUGAUGAAGAGGAAACUUUUCCUCUACAACUUCAAGAACCUGCGCUGGGCCAAGGGCCGUCGUGAAACCUACCUCUGCUACGUUGUGAAGCGCCGUGACAGUGCCACGUCAUGCUCCCUGGACUUUGGGUACCUGCGUAACAAGAUGGGCUGCCACGUGGAGGUUCUCUUCCUACGCUACAUCUCAGCCUGGGACCUGGACCCAGGCCGCUGCUACCGCAUCACCUGGUUCACCUCCUGGAGCCCCUGUUACGACUGUGCCCGACACGUGGCUGACUUCCUGCGUGCCUACCCCAACCUGACCCUGCGCAUCUUCACCGCCCGCCUCUACUUCUGUGAGGACCGCAAGGCAGAGCCCGAGGGGCUACGGCGUCUGCAUCGGGCUGGGGCCCAAAUCGCCAUCAUGACCUUCAAAGAUUACUUCUACUGCUGGAACACAUUUGUGGAGAACAGGGAAAAGACAUUCAAAGCCUGGGAGGGACUGCAUGAAAACUCUGUCCAUCUGUCCAGGAAACUCCGACGGAUUCUCCUGCCAUUGUAUGAAGUAGAUGAUUUACGAGAUGCCUUUAAAACUCUGGGACUUUGAAGCGAAACUCAUCAACAAUCAGAAGACUUCAACACUCGUUCUUUGAUUUUCAACUCUUCCUUCACAUGUCUUUCUCUUCUUCCCUCUUUCCAUCUCUCUUUCUUCCAACCCUGUGUCCAGAGAUAAGACUAUCCUUACUUUUUCAUUUCGAAGGAAAAUUAGGCUGAUCUUCUGAAGACACAUUCCCUGAGAUUCACACAAUCCAUUGCUAGCUGGGAAUAGCCGGGACUGCAGUGACAUUGCCAGGGGUUAUUUGCCUUUCCUCGGUCCCUUUAGAGCUAAUUCAGGUGGCCUGAUACAUUGAGUUUUGGGUUUGGCUGCAGUGCUCUUCAUGUGGCUGUGUUCACUGACAUCACACUGAUGUGCAAAAGUCACCAGGGCUUUGGAGAGCAAGUCUUUUGCUCCUUAGAGGUGCACUACACUGAGCUGCUCUGUAUGUCCUCCCUUGUGAAGUAGUUUAUUUAUCCUUCUGGAUGUGGAUAGGAAUGUGAAAACCAUCAGCAUGUAAGUGGUAAAGCCUACACCCAAACAGCCAAAUUGGCCAGUUAUUGGAAAGACCCACUGAGGGUAUUGAACCAAGUCCUGGACAGCUCAGGCAGCUCAGCUUGAAAACCUUGGUUGAAGUCAGCUGAUCUUGUAAAUAGACUGUGUGCAGGCCUGGUCCCUGUAAUGCCUCCUGCCCAGAAAGCACGGAACUUCAGUAGCUGUGGAUUCAGGUUUUGUGUCCUAUGACAUGUUGAAACUAGACAAUAAAAACUUAAAAUGAAAGCAAAAGAUUUGCUAGCCAAAAUUUUCAAGUGUCAGCUACAAUUCUGGAUGGCCAGUGAGACAUAUUCCAUGCAGAAAUCGUAAGACCAUCCACUCAAUGCCUAUUGACUACAUUGAGAGCCAUGACAGCUCUGUGUCAGGACUGAUCAGUGUGUGGACCUCUCAUGCAGCCAGGAAAGAAGCCUCCAAGGCACUUCACCAUAGCAAUGUUUUUCCAUCAUAUAUCUACCAGAAAGCAAACCAUUUCCACAUUGCAUAGUCCCUCAAAACUUAAUUUCUCAUUCUUGUUAGGCCAUAGUAUUUUGGAUGGUGUGUUGGUGUCUACAUCAGGCACUAUCUGUUUCUUGACAUACUGCAGGGAGGAGCACCACAGGUCUCACUACUGGAAUUCUUUCCAUCCACUGAGCAACUCUUCCUAGAUCAGACCUGCACUGUGCUCUCUCCCCAGCCAGCUGUCCUCCGCUGGAGGCACCUUAACACUCCUACAGUCCUCUGUCUUUACAGGCUUUUUAUUGCCCAUAAUACAGCUAUAUAUGGCUAGUCAGUGAUAGGACAGAGAGCUGACCAGAAAAAAAAAAAAAAAAGAAAGAAAAAAGAAAUAAAAAAGUUAUGAGCAAAGCCGUACAGCCUGUAGAAACCUUUAGUAGGGGGCAAAAUCAAUCCAUUCUCCUGUCUGACAAUCACUGUGUUUCCGUAAUGGGACCCCGUUAGCACCUGGUGCUGGAGACAUAAUCCUUACUAAGCUGAAGAUGUUGGUUCAUCGUACACAGCAACUCAUCUCCAACCUUCCCACUACCUAACUUGCAGAUGGAUCACCCUCUGCAGUCCAACCUCUUCAAGCUUUAUUAGGGCUAACAGUGUGGUCCCAUGCUCUGGAGGUGCUCUGCCAUUUCCUUCAUUAUGGCUGUGAGUUCUCUGUUCCAACCCUGUUCCUCUUUCUCUGUAUGGCUUCAGGUUCCCCUGUCACUCUUCCCAGUGCCUCCUCUGGUAAUGGGCCAGCAGGAGGGCAGUGCACAGCUCUUCACCCACAGAGCCUCUUGCUCUGAGAGGUCAGAGCUCAGUGCAGCACAAACUUCGUAAAACUUCAGGCUCCUGAGGCACUCUCAUCUUGAGGAAUUUGGACCAGGAAUAGCAGUGAGAGCUCUUUGCAAAGCAUUAAUUUGCAAACAUCGUCUUGUAUAUUUGUCUGAUAUGGUGCAUAUUAUUUAUAUAAGUAAAGGUUUUACAAAAGAGAAUUUGUUUUUGUCAUCAUUUUGGUACCACAUGGGCGUGGAAAGCAGAAAUUGACACAAAGAAUUCACAAGUAAUUUAUCCCUCAUGAUUUCUGCAGAGAGAAACUGGCACUAUCAUAUCAGACUGUUUAUCCUUUUCACUUGUAAUUUUGAAACUCUUGACAGUGUCAACAAGCAAUCAAGGUCACAAAGAGUUCAGGCAAUAGGUACUUUGGAAAUACUACCAAAAAUC
Molecule: messenger RNA, 3037 nt
Organism: Anas platyrhynchos (mallard)
Lineage: Eukaryota; Metazoa; Chordata; Aves; Anseriformes; Anatidae
Gene: AICDA
Product: activation induced cytidine deaminase
Biological process (GO): negative regulation of single stranded viral RNA replication via double stranded DNA intermediate; cytidine to uridine editing; DNA cytosine deamination
Cellular component (GO): nucleus; cytoplasm; P-body
Molecular function (GO): zinc ion binding; RNA binding; cytidine deaminase activity
Source: RefSeq, a predicted model, not a curated record